AUGCCUAGACACACACAUCCUUACUCUGCGUGCAUCCCUGGCCUGGUGGACGGAAGAUCGAGCGCUCUGGGUGGACUUACGGCCACAGGACGGGGGCAGAGUCGGCAGGGAGGCCCCUCCGAGGCCCAGUGGGCCCUGCGCUGGCCCCGGCCGCAGACGCCCACCUGCUGCUGUGCUGGCUGCGGCCGCCGUCUGCUGGCCACAGAGAACCCACGUGCGCCGGCCGCCAGGCCUGGGCAUCUCCUCUCCUGCAGCGCCGCCUGCUGGCCACAGAGAACCCGCGUGCGCCGGCCGCCAGGCCUGGGCAUCUCCUCUCCUGCAGCGCCGCCUGCUGGCCACAGAGAACCCGCGUGCGCCGGCCGCCUGGCCUGGGCAUCUCCUCUCCUGCAGCGCCGCCUGCUGGCCACAGAGAACCCGCGUGCGCCGGCCGCCUGGCCUGGGCAUCUCCUCUCCUGCAGCGCCGCCUGCUGGCCACAGAGAACCCGCGUGUGCCGGCCGCCAGGCCUGGGCAUCUCCUCUCCUGCAGCGCCGCCUGCUGGCCACAGAGAACCCGCGUGCGCCGGCCGCCUGGCCUGGGCAUCUCCUCUCCUGCAGCGCCGCCUGCUGGCCACAGAGAACCCACGUGCGCCGGCCGCCUGGCCUGGGCAUCUCCUCUCCUGCAGCGCCGCCUGCUGGCCACAGAGAACCCGCGUGCGCCGGCCGCCAGGCCUGGGCAUCUCCCCGGGCCCUAGUUCCCCCCCUCACCUAAGGGGAGGGACUCCCGUCUUUCCAUCCACCCCCUCCUUGCCUCUGCAGAGCUCCAGGGAAGGCUGGCACCCGCUCACUGCAUUUAGACUCCAUCAGGUUCAGACAGUGGGUCAGGGUACAAGGCUUCAGUGGCCAGGGAUGUGGCCUCUAAUUUGUAGAGAGAAAGAAGGGCAGAGGCAAAGGUUUGGGCCCAGGGACUGGGCUCCGUUUCCAGAAUCACUCUUGGAGCUGCUCUGCUGCCCCCUGCCCCAUACACGUGAUGGAGCAGAAAACGUGCUGUGUGAACCUGUGACUUCAGGGCCUGUUGACGUGGUCGUGCUUGCAUACUCUCUGGACUGGACCUCACUGUGGGAACAACAAGAUCAACAAGAGGAGCAAGAACAACAUCAAGAGUCAGGGCCCGGGGGUCCUGACGGGUACAGGACGGGUACAGACCCACACAGGAAUCCCAGAGUGUGUUCCACAGCAGGACACGCCUGCGCUGAAAGAGUGGGCAGAAAGGAGCUGACCUGGGAUUAUGAUCCAAACUCAGCUGGGCCUCCCCUCCCUGCCCCAGGAUUGUGGAGUGAGAACGUUGCAGCAGGAGAGAACAACGCAGCAAAGCACAGCAGGGGAACCGGAAAUGCUCACCUUUUGACAGGGUACUUUUAGUUCUGGGGCCUUAUCUUAAGGAUAUUCCAACAUAUACAAAAAGAUUCAUGCACAGAGAUAUUUACUUUAGUAUUAUUUACCAUAGGAAAAAAGUUGGAAACAAUACAUUUUAUGUUCUGUAAAAUGAAAGAACAGUUAAAUAAAUCAUGGCUCUAAGACGACUCCAGGGCUGUGUACGGAAGUUCAGGGACAGAAUCAGUUGAGGCUGUUCCACCUGAGCCUAAGGUUCCUCUGCUGUAUGUCGGGAAUCAGGUGGGGGCCAAGCGAGAUCACCACAGUGCAGGCCAGUGUGCAGGGCACAGGUGGGCGCCAGGGAGGGGACGCCGCACAGCCCCAUGCUCUCGCCAAAAACGUGCAGCACAAUUUGGAAGAAAACGUUUCCAUCUGUUAAUAAAGAGCAACGGCCUCUGGUCAUAAGUGA
This is a messenger RNA of Homo sapiens (human), 1819 nucleotides long. RefSeq lists its product as uncharacterized. Lineage: Eukaryota; Metazoa; Chordata; Mammalia; Primates; Hominidae. The transcript is spliced from 5 exons. Bases 1 to 1398 code for a protein of 465 amino acids. The record is from RefSeq and is a predicted model, not a curated record.